Molecule: messenger RNA, 1050 nt
Organism: Trypanosoma brucei brucei TREU927
Lineage: Eukaryota; Euglenozoa; Kinetoplastea; Trypanosomatida; Trypanosomatidae
Source: the annotation of a RefSeq genome assembly
AUGAGAUUUCUUAUUUUGAGAACUUUACUAUUACUGUUACUGUUACAUGUAGUAUAUUAAAGCUUUAAAAAAUUCAAUAACACAUAAAGGCAAUUAUAACAAAUGUAGUAGAGAAUGACGCUAAGAAACAUAGUAUUUGUGGUUGUUGUUCAUAUUCAUACAACUCAAGGAUAAUAUAGAAAAAUAUUGAGUGCGAAACUAAGCCAUAUUGAAAUUAUUACAAUUUCAAUGGGAGGUUUGUAUAGUCAUGCUAAGAGGCGUAGAGGUUAUGGAAUUUUAGGGAAACAGAAUGCAAGCGAUGAGGAUAUUGUAAUUCAUUUGAUGGGUUCUGACGUUAUUGUCAGUGAUGGAGAAAAGUAUGAAAAUGCUGUGAAAUACCUACUCAUGAUAACAUCAGAGUGUUAUGCUCCUCAGUUUGAUUUACUUAUGAGCUCAGAUUACAAAGACCAUAGAGUAAGAUGCUAUUGGCUCUUUAAUGUCGGUUACAGAAAAGAAUAAGAUAAAAAAUUACCGCAUUUACUGAAAUCACCUCCUAGUGGAAACCCUUACCUUGGAGGUGGAAAUAUAAUCGCAAGAGUUUGGGCAUUUAAUAAAUUUGAAUAUGCUUUUGGAGAGUUACUAAAGGGAAGUGAGGAGUGGUGGUCAGAGCAGAGUAUUUACAAACCGUUGUUAAUAUGGAGUGCCACUCAGGAAGAAGCUGUUGGACAGUGAUUUGUUUUGUAGAGAGGAAUGAUUGCAUUGGAUUAUGAGAAGAGGCUUUUCAUUCCAAAUAAUGGUGAAGUUGGAUAGGUGGUAUCUGUUCACUUUCCGGCACAGCCUAUUGCGUGGGAGGAAAAAGCGAAAUUGAUUGUGAAGAAUCAUAUUUUGGAUAGAGAAUUGGAAAAGAAGCAGCUUAGUGCGAAGGAUUUUGGUGAAAUUCAAAGCUAUGCGGUGGAUGGGGGUUGGUGAGAUUUUGAAGAUCAGAAAAUAUGUGGUGAUACGUUAAAAGAAAGGGAAUUAUUUGUAGCGAAGAAGUUGCGAUGCCAAUCAGCAGUCGCAAAAUGGUUUUGA